GCAAAAUAAACUGGCCACACCAACAGUCUACCGGCGGGAAAGGAGAGAACAUAGAGAAUUGCUGAAGAAACGCAUUUUCGCAAUCUGAAACCAUUUCAGAUCAAUUCCUCGAAAAAUUGGUUUCGAUUGGUACCCAAUUUAUAGGCAUUUUUUUGAUUCUCAGCUGACUUAGAAAAAAGUCGCCAUAGCUGAGCGACGAAUUUGUACUGGAAAUCUAUUAUUUUUUAAAAGUCCUUUUGUUUUUUCUUACUUUUUCUUUAACUAAUAUAGAAACCCCUUUCAAUUCAGUCAGUUCCCACUGGAAAUCACAAGGUACUUUUGCUUUGUACUUAAAAUCACUUGCUUUGCUCCAUUGCUUGUGACUCAACAUUUUUUAUUAGCAUACAGGCGAAGAGCGUAUCUAAAGAACCUUUGUAAUAGUUAUAUAUUCGUUUGCGUCCUUUCCCUUGUUUUUACGCCCUGUCCUUCCUUUUUCCUGUACCCAGCGAGUAUCUAGUUCUUCACAAACUUUUGUUCUUUUGUAUAAUGUCUUGGAAAUUGACGAAAAAAUUAAAAGAAACACAUCUUGCCUCCGCGAUCGGAUUGAACUCGAGUGGCUCGAUAAAAGGUUUGCGAAAUAAUGCGCAUUCUUCAACAUCUUCCCAAAAAUCUAGCGAAGAAAAAUCUUGCAGAAGCUCAGAAGACCAACAAUCCCCUCAAAGUACCGUGGUUCAGCCAGGUUUGCUUCAAGUCACAAUUAUUGCAGCCAGAGACUUGCGCUUGCCUUCUGGAUAUACUCCAAGUAGUUAUACAGCAUCUUUCGGUGCUACUCCUAGUACCAAUGGCUUGGGUCACUCUCGAUCUCGAAGUCAUGCAUGGUGGCUACCUUACAUCGUUGUAGAAUUUGACAAAAAUGAGGUUUUGGUGGAUGCUCUGAAUACUGCCACUCUAGAAAACCCAAGAUGGGACUAUCAAGCAACUUUUGAUGUUUCCCGAUAUUCAAAAUUAUCUCUAAACAUUUAUCUUCGGUCUUCUUCGAGUCGAUUGAGAAACGGGAUGGGCAAUGACGUGUUUUUGGGAGGAAUAAAGCUUUCUCCAUCUUUUAUUGUUAAUAAACUUACUGAUGAAUGGGUUCCUUUGCAGGGAGGCAGCGGAAAACUUCGUGUCCAAAUGCUGUACAAACCGAACCAAAAUACCCCUCUUACCAUCGAUGCUUUUGACCUUUUAAAAGUUGUUGGAAAAGGCUCUUUUGGAAAAGUUAUGCAAGUUCGAAAGCGCGACACGUCACGUAUCUAUGCUUUGAAAACUAUUCGAAAAGCACAUAUUGUUUCAAGGAGUGAAGUUGACCAUACUUUGGCUGAAAGAACUGUGCUGGCACAGGUCAAUAAUCCUUUUAUUGUUCCGCUUAAAUUCUCUUUCCAAUCCCCUGAAAAGUUGUAUAUUGUUUUGGCAUUCGUAAAUGGUGGUGAGCUAUUCCAUCAUCUACAACGUGAAGGUUGCUUUGGCACUUACCGAGCAAAGUUUUACACGGCAGAAUUGCUGAUAGCUCUUGAGUGCCUUCAUGAAUUCAACGUCAUUUAUCGUGAUUUAAAACCAGAAAACAUCCUUUUAGACUACACAGGUCAUAUUGCUCUAUGUGAUUUUGGUUUAUGCAAAUUAAAUAUGGCCAAAACAGACCGCACAAACACUUUUUGUGGCACCCCAGAAUACCUUGCGCCGGAAUUGCUUUUGGGUCACGGUUAUACAAAAGUAGUUGACUGGUGGACUUUGGGUGUGUUACUUUAUGAAAUGAUUACUGGACUUCCUCCGUUUUAUGAUGAAAAUCUAAAUGAAAUGUAUAGAAAAAUAUUACAAGAUACGUUACGCUUCCCUGAUAAUAUUGAUAAAGACGGCCGUAACUUGCUAUGCGGCUUAUUGACUCGCUCGCCGGAAAAACGACUAGGUAGUCGCGGUGCCCAAGAGAUAAAAAACCAUCCUUUUUUUGCGGAUAUUGAUUGGAAAAAGCUUUGCGCCAAAAAGAUCCAGCCGCCGUUUAAACCAAGUGUCGACUCUGCUAUCGAUACGAGUAACUUUGACUCCGAGUUUACUUCAGAAAUCCCAAUGGAUAGUGUUGUCGCGGAUUCACAUCUGUCGGAAACAGUCCAACAACAGUUUGCAGAUUGGAGCUAUCAACGCCCUACAACGAUAGAUGCAUCUGAUGACAUUUCAACAAUUGGUCCUGGAAGCAUAACUCGGUAGUGACUCGUAUAUGCUGUACCUGUUCUUUUUUUUGAUAAGUAUUCCACUCUUUAUUGUUUUUAUAUCAUCUAACUAUCGAAAACAUAGCUGUCGCUUCAGCAAUCAUUCGUCUCAGCACAGCUAUUUUUCUUUCUUAACAACUUAGAAUCAUUUGUAUUUAAAGAUUAUGAAAUCUGUACCUUGCAAUUACAUGGUAUUUUUUUUUUAUAUAAGGAAGAAACCUUAAAGUAGCAUUGAUCUUACACAAACGUCGCUUAGAAAGAUAAUCGUGCAUGAAAUCUAUAUGCAUUGUGAAAGUGAAUUAUUUAACAGACCGUAGAAGAAUAUAGAACUAAAUAUACAUGGGAAGUUUUUGCAUCC
Schizosaccharomyces cryophilus OY26 is the source of this 2577-nucleotide messenger RNA. RefSeq names its product AGC/AKT protein kinase Gad8. The transcript has 3 exons. Bases 526 to 2217 code for a protein of 563 amino acids. The record is from RefSeq and is a predicted model, not a curated record. Gene Ontology annotation, molecular function: protein serine/threonine kinase activity; ATP binding. Lineage: Eukaryota; Fungi; Ascomycota; Schizosaccharomycetes; Schizosaccharomycetales; Schizosaccharomycetaceae. Gene Ontology annotation, biological process: protein phosphorylation.